Dipodomys spectabilis (banner-tailed kangaroo rat) is the source of this 5557-nucleotide messenger RNA. It is a transcript of the gene Zmym1, whose product is annotated as zinc finger MYM-type containing 1. The record is from RefSeq and is a predicted model, not a curated record. Bases 137 to 3472 code for a protein of 1111 amino acids. Gene Ontology annotation, molecular function: protein dimerization activity; zinc ion binding. NCBI's taxonomy places the organism in Eukaryota, Metazoa, Chordata, Mammalia, Rodentia, Heteromyidae. The transcript is spliced from 10 exons.
GGUUCCAAGCCGAAGAAGUUUGGAGCCUUUCCCUUUUGGCGAGCGUCCCGGAGAAGAUGUUCUAGGAACUCGGGAACUUUGCAGAAAGAAGAUCAUUAAUUUGCAACUGGAGUAUUACUUUGCAUCAGAUACUAAAAUGAAAGAACCUCCACUGGAAGAUGAGUGUGACAAAGCAAUGGCACUACAGCUGGAGCAGCUAGAUAAAAUUGAGACAGAAAGCAGCAAUGCUCAGGAAUCUUGUCAAGCCCACCACCCCAAAACUCAGGAGAGUGAACUGAAAAACACUACAUUUUCGGACAAUGCUAUUCAAGCUUCCUGCUCUGGUUGUAAAAAAAUCCUCCAGAUGGGGCAAACUGCCUAUCAGAGGAAAGGUUCUACUCAGCUUUUCUGUUCUACAUUAUGCAUCACUGAAUACAUUACAUCUGCCAAUUCUUCACUUCCUACCAAGAGAACUUGCUCAAACUGCUCAAAAGAAAUUUUAAACCCAGAAGAUGUGAUCACUGUCCAGAUAGAAGACAAUACUACUGCCAAAAAUUACUGCAGCCAAUCUUGUUUUUCGUCAUAUGAAGAAAAAAGAAAGCCAUGUGUUACCAUGUGUACUAAUAGAAUUUUGGCCAAGUGCAGCAUAUGUCAAAAGACAGCUAUUAUUAAAUAUGAACUAAAAUACCAGAGCAUGAAACACAGUCUUUGCAGUAACACCUGCUUUUCAAAGUUUCACUCUGUCAACAAUUUCAUCAUGAACUGUUGUAAGAACUGUGGAGCUUAUUGUUAUACCAGUUCUAGUCUGUUGCGUCUGUUUCAAAUGGAAGGACAGCCUCAUAACUUGAGUAAUUUGAAGAAUAUUUCAGCAUAUAAGCAGCAGCAGAAACCAGCCAAAACAUUUUGUGUGUCAUCAAAACCAUCUUAUGAAGUAAUUGAAAUUACUAAUCACUCCGGGGAGACAGAGAUAUUCUGCUCUCUUAAUUGUUUAUCUGCACACAAAACUGUGGUGGAAUCUUCUACAGAUGUUGCCAUGGUGCAAGAUGCUGCAACAGAUCCUCUUUCUCCAAAGAAAGAAUCUAUUCCAGUUAUAAGCAACAUAGUGUCAUUAGCAGAUACUCAGGUUUCCCAGCCCAUCAUGAACAGUGAUCUCUUAGAAGGUACAGAUUCUUCAGUUGGGACAAAUGAGAUCACAGAUAUCUGUAAGAACUCGCCCAAUGAAUCAAGUGAUGGUGUUGGUAAUAGUUUGGAACAGCCAAGCCUUUUACCGUCUUCAUCAGUACUCAAUCAGCAUACAGUUGAUUCCAGUACUGAAGUGCAGAUAGACAAAGUUUCCAGCCAGGGUCCUACAUACACUGGGAAAUCUGUGAAAGGAAGUGAUGGUCUCUGUCACCCAAAAUUUACACCCAAAGUACAAAAAGUUGAAGAUAAACCACAAGGUAUUAAAAAAUCCCGGCGUUUGGAUUUCCAGCAUUUGGAGAACAGUAUUAAAAAAGAUGUGCCAUUUUGUUAUUUUUGCCAUUUAUUCUACCAGAAAAAUUUUACCUGUAGAGAAGAAUCAUUUGCAACGCAAAGAGCUUGUAAUUUGAAAAGACCUCUGGAAAAUUUCAGGAAGCAUGAAGAAAGUGAAAUACAUUUGAAAGCAGUUCAACUUUGGAGACAAUACCAGCUUUGUGAUGAAGCUAUCCAUGAUAAUUCAAAACAAAUUGAAGAUAGCCGUAAAAAGUACCUAAAGCUUAUAAUUGAAAAUAUUUUAUUUCUUGGAAAGCAGUGUUUACCACUAAGAGGAAAUAGCCAGUCUAUUUCACCUGUAAAUAAAGGCAAUUUUUUAGAAUUGUUAGAAAUGAGAACGAAAGAUAAAAAAGAAAUGUUUCAACUUGGGAAUUCAGAAGUUGACUUCUAUAAUAGUACACAGACACAAAUUGAUAUCAUUGAAAUAAUAAAGACUGAAAUGUUGCAGGAUAUUGUGAAUGAGAUCAAUGUCUCUCCUGCUUUUUCAAUAAUAUGUGAUGAGACAACUGGCAGUUCCAUUAAAGGACAAUUUUCAGUUUGUGUAAGAUACGCACAGAAAACAUCAACGGCUGUCUUAAUUAAGGAACGGUUUCUGGGUUUUGUUGAUAUUGAAGAGCUGACUGAGACCCACUUACAUAAGAAUAUCAAAACAUACCUACAGCACCUUGGAGUUGACUUGAGUAAAAUAUCUGGCCAGGCCUAUGAAAGUACUACUAAUUUGAGGCUAAAAUUUAAUAAAAUGGCUACAGAAUUCAAGAAGGAAGAGCCAAGAGCUUUAUACAUGCAUUGUUAUGCACAUUUUUUUGAGUUUGCAGUAACUGGGUUUUGUAAGGAAAUAAAAGAACUUAGAGGUGCUCUAAAUACUCUCAGUUCUUUGUUUAACAUUAUUCAUGUAUCUGGAGAAAUGUUCGCAAAGUUUCAAAACAUUUGCAAACUUGGUCAAGAUAAAACAUGCAAGAAACAUAUGUCACAAACAUGUUACAUAGUUCAUGAUGAUGUGUUACUAUCUGUGAUUGAUGGUCUUCCAGAGAUUAUUGAAACACUGGCCUUUAUAUCAUGCCAUUCUAACAGAAGUCUGGCUGGUGAAUUGAGCGACUUGCUGACAUUGAUUUCCAAAUUUGAAUUUAUCUUUUGUUUGAAAUUUCUUUAUCGAGUCCUCAGUGUUACAAGAAUUCUUUCCAGAGAGCUGCAAAGUGAAACCAUGGACAUUUUUUCUUUGUCUUCAAAAAUAGAAACAGUUUUGGAAUGUUUAACCUCUGAAAGAAGUGAUGCAUUUUUUAAAAUAAUCUGGGAUGGAGCAGAGGAAAUACGUAAAAAAGUAACCAGUAAAGGUUUUGAAGUCGAAAAACCUUCACUUCAAAAAAGAAGAAAAAUUCAAAAAACUGUAGAUCCUGGCAAUUCAGAUAGUAUGCUUUUUUCUACUUCAACAGACGAACAGUAUAAAAUUAGUAUUUAUUACCAAGGAUUGGAUACUGUACUACACAAUUUAAAGUUAUAUUUUUCAGAGUUUGAUUAUUGCAAAAUGAAGCAAAUUUCACAGCUAUUACUGAAGUGGAAUGAGCCAUUAAAUGAAACAACAGCCAAAUAUGUUCAAGAAUUUUGUAACCUUGAUACAGACAUUAUCCCUGAACUUAGAUUUUAUCAGCAGUAUGCAAAGCUUAACUUCGUCUCACAUUCUGAUUCCAUCAACUUCAUCAACUUGGGUUAUCUAUUUAUUCAACAUGGUCUUUACAACAAUAUUCCUUCAAUCUCCAAGCUGUUACAUACUGCUUUAUCUUGGCCUAUUACCUCACUGAGUGCUGAAAAUUUAUUUUCUACACUUCCUCGUCUUAAAAGAUACUUAUUUCAUACCAUCGGACAAGAGAAGCAUAGUGGCCUAGCCCUGAUGGCUGUUGAGCAGGAAUUAGUAAGUAAAUUGGUAGAGUCUGAAGGACUCAGUGGAAUUGUAGAAAAGUUUAUCAGUCAGAAGAAAGGUACAUAACACCUGAAACUGAAUUUGUGUUGUCCUAGUGAGGUUUGUAAGUUUGUUGCCUAGACUGGUGUGCAUUUUGUGAGCUUAAAUAAUUAUCCCACCUCAGCCUCCUAUGUAGUUGAACUGUAGAGUCUCAUCAAUACUCUGGUCUUGAGAUCCUAGUUUUUAUUUCAAAAUUACGUCUCCUUUUUAUUUCCUGUUUUUAUUAUAGUUUUACCUUUUAUAUUUUUAUAUCUUUUUUUAAGAAAGUAUCUUCCCUAGACAAUAUAGCACAAAUUUAAUUAAAAAAUUCAAAAGUUACAGAAUGACAGUGAAUUCCCCAUUCCUUCUUUAGUACUCAGUUCCACACCUUGAAUUUGUACGUUUCUUAAAUAUAUUUAGAGGUACUUGCAAUAAGUAAUAAGGUAGAUUAUACAGGGUUUUUUUCUCUGUAAUGUAUAAUGGGUGUUACUAAACUUGAAGAUUUUUUUUUCUUGAUAUUAGGUCUCAUGUGUUGCUGAGGCUGACCUUAAACUCAGACUCAAUCAGUCUUGCUUCAGCCCCUUGAGUGCUAAGACUAGGCAUGAUGCACUACUGUGCCCAGAUUGUGCUUUGUGUGUGUGUGAGUGUGAGUGUGAGACAUGGCUUCAUUACUAUGUAAACCAGUCAUGGACUUAAGCAGUCCUGCCCUAACCUGGAGUGCUGAAACUAGUGCUACUACACCCAAAUUAGGAGUGGGUAUCUUUUUUUCUUCAUGUGUGAGACCAAAGUUUCAUUUUGUACCUCUAAUCUUAAACUUAUGGGCUCAGGCAGACCUUAAGCUCGAGUGCCAAGACUACAGCACUAUCAUGCCCAGAUUGUGGGUUCUUUUUUUGUGUGUGUGUUUAUGUGUGUGACAGGGACUUUCAGUAUUGCCCAGGCUGACCCACAACUCACUAUUACAAUAUACAAGUUGUGGGGCUUUUGUUUUUCAUUUUUAUGACAGGGUCUAAUUUCCAGCCCAAGCUAGCCUUAAACUCUUAAGCAGUCCUUCCUUAAGCUUGAGUGCUGAGACUGCAGCACUAUCGUGCCCAGGUGGUGGGGUUUUUUCUUUUUCUUUCUAUGACAAGGCCUUUGUUUUGUGUCUAGGCUGCCCUUAAAUUCAUAGGCUUAAACAGACGUGUACUAUUGGGAUGCCCAACUUGGGGGCUCAAGCAGUUCUAGAGGCCUCGUAUGUGUUGAGACUAUAUGCACAUACUAUUACUAUUCCCAAAUGGUGUGUGUGUGUGUGUGUGUUGGGGGGUGGCAGUAAGAGGUGUUAUUUUUAUGACAAGGUCUUGUUUUGCAGCUCAGGCCACCUUUAAAUUCCUGGGCUCAAACAGUCCAGCCUCAAGCUCAAGUGCUGAGAAUACAGCACUACUAUGCCCAGAUUGUGGGUGUUUUUUUUCUUUUUCUUUUUGUGUAUGACAGGGCCUUGUUAUGUUGUCCAGGCUGCUCUCAAACUCACGGUUUAAUAACACAGGCAUGUAUUAUGGCCAUGCCCACUUAGUGUGUGAUUUUUCUGUUAUUUGUGUGUGUGAAACAGGGUCUUCUGUUGUCUACACUGGCCUUAAACUAAUGGGCUCAAGCAGUCCUACCUUAAUCUCUUGGGUGCUGCAACUAUAGGCAUGUACUACCAUACCCAGCUUUUGUACAUUCAUUGUGGGUAGGGGUUUUUUGGUUGUUGUUUUUUAUAACUUUGGUAACAGGGUCUCAUGUAGCCCAGACUGGCCUCAAACUCAGAAUCAUUAUCCCUGAUCUUCCUAAUUAUCAACAUGUACACUUAUCUUUCUGACACUGACAGAUUGCUUUCUUUAAGAAUUGGCCAAUUUAUAUUCCCAACAAAAAUGCAAGAAUUGGUGUUUCCUCGUCUUCAGUCUCAGUAGAAUUUGGAUUGGAUAACUGUCCAUUUGGGUCAUUUGUAUUUAUUUGAACUGUUAAAUUUCUCAUUAAAAUUAUAUUUUGGGUGUUUAUACUUUUCAACUGGAUAAUGUUCAUGUUAUGAAAACCUGACUACUUUUCAAAUAACUACAACAGAUGGGCCUCUUGUGAAAUUUUGUAAAAAAGUUUAAAUAAAGGAAAUCUGUUCUUUAGAGA